AUGAAAUUGGUUGAUAUUUUACUUGUACUGACUGCGGCAGCAACCGCCAAUGCAAUACUGAUCCCAAGUGAUAACGAUGGUUCACCCAAAGCAUCAGGCACUUCAAGCCAAGUGUCUGGUCCAACCAAUGAACCUAAUCCAGACACUUUCGAUGAAUACCAGCAAGAGCCAAUGGAUUUAAGCCUUCCUAACCGAUACCGGCAACAGCUAAUUGAUUUGACUAUUUCCAACAAAUACAAGCAAGAACCAGUUGAUGAAUCCAAUUCAAACACUUUUGGUGAAUACCAGCAAGAACCAAUGGAUUUAAGUAUUUCCAGUCGAAUCCAACAACAACCAAUUGAUCAACUCAGUCCGAGCACUUCCAAUCAAGACCAGCAGAACCCGAUUGAUGAGGCUGGUUCAGCUACUUCCGACCAAACUCAGCGGCAACCAAUAGAUAUGGUUGAUCCAAGUACUUCCAGCCAAAACCAACAGCAACCAAUGAUCCAUGGCAGGUCUUCAAAUACUGUCACAAAUCAAGUGACUGGAUUAAGCGAAAGAUAUCAGAGAAGCUUUAAUCGUAUAAAGAAAAAACUUGUAGCGCUUAAAACGAUACGAAAGGAAAAACACCAAGAAUAUUAUGACUGUAUAGCCCUUAAAUUUGCUCAGCAGUUUGCGUUGGAAAUGGGUAAAGAUAUAUCUGAUUCAAAGUAUAACCCAGAGGAUGAAGCCCGAUUGAAAAAAGAGUAUGAAAAGGCAAAAAAAGCAGUAUACAUUAUCAGACAACAAUUGAAAAGGUUUAUGAAAAAGCGUGGUUUGAGAUUUGAAGAACCGAAUUAG
Messenger RNA from Batrachochytrium dendrobatidis JAM81, 819 nucleotides. RefSeq lists its product as uncharacterized. Bases 1 to 819 code for a protein of 272 amino acids. NCBI's taxonomy places the organism in Eukaryota, Fungi, Chytridiomycota, Chytridiomycetes, Rhizophydiales. The record is from RefSeq and is a predicted model, not a curated record. The transcript has a single exon.